GCGUGGAGUGAAACUUUUGAGCCGGCAGCUUUUUAAUUCUGUGAACUUAAAGUGUUUUGAAUGCUUACAUAUUAUAAUUCGGAACAAAAUGAAUUAUAAUUUAUAAAGAAAUAGGUUUUUUGUGAUAAAAACGUAUUUUGUGUCGAAUACAUAAGUGUUUCAUUAAAAACAGUAUUAUAGAAGCUAAGAAAAGACAAUAAAGCAAGAGCUUUAUCUCAUUACAACUAAUUCAUACAAAGGAUAUGGUUUCAAAAACAUUACAAAACAAAGAAUAAUUAAAGGCAGCUGAAGCGGAAUAAAGAAACUGGUUAGCCGAAAGCGGCGAUUGUGAUAUGGGGGAACGGGGCGCAACGGGGGGCGCUUGGGGUGCGCGCGACGAUGCCUCGUGGUGGCCGGGUGGCUCUGGCGAAUUACAGCACCAACAACAAUUAACUGAAGAGAUUGCUAGAAGUACUGCUACUGUAACCCAUCAAUUAUAUUCUUACAAAAUGACUGGCGGUUUUACAAACACUGGUUGCGAUAGUACUUCGUCUCCAGGUUUUGAUUAUCGUUUAAUGACUACUACAAAUAACAGGGAAGAAUCUCCCCAACAACCUUGGUGGUACGCUUCAGGAUCUGUAGAGCAACAGACUUCGUCGCCAACGGGACAAAAUCAAUCGAGUCCUGAUUCUGAUCAAAGCAACCAUCAAGCCAACGGUAUCCAACAGAACCAUCAAACUUUACAACAGCAAGCUCAAGAGCAACAUCAAAUCCAACAAAAUCAAUUACAACAACAACUGCAACAGCAACAGCAGCAGCAGCAGCAGCAGCAGCAACAGCAAAGCUUGCAGCAGGCUUUGCAGCAGCAAAAUCAAAAUUUGCAACAGACCCUACAACAGCAACAGAAUCAACAGCAAACUCUACAACAGAUGCUACAGCAACAACAACAACAGCAGCAACAGCAACAGCAGGUUGACCAGCAGAACAGCCAGCAAAGUUUGCAAUUACAAGUGAGUCAAGCACAGGCUCAGGCAAUAGUUCAAGCACAAGCAGCCUUGCAGCAGCAAGUAGCUCAAUCAUUGCAACAGCAGCAGCAAAGUCUACAGGAACAAAUACAAGUGGCUCAGCAACAACAAAUUCAAGCUGCACUUCAAAGGCAAUCUGCUACCUUGCAGGAAUUACAGCAACAAGCGCAACAGCAAGCUCUAUUAGCUCAAGCGACCAACAAGGGCAGGAUGCCUCGUGCGAGAGCGAACAACAAGCCGCGCGGCAGGAUGACUGCCUAUGCCUUCUUCGUACAAACCUGCCGGGAAGAGCAUAAGAAGAAGCAUCCCGAAGAAAACGUUAUUUUCGCAGCAUUUUCCAAGAAAUGUGCUGAAAGGUGGAAUACAAUGUCAGAGAAGGAAAAGCAGAGGUUCCAUGAGAUGGCGGAACAGGACAAGAAGCGGUACGACUUGCAGAUGCAGAACUACGUCCCGCCCAAGGACGUGAAGGUGCGCGGGCGCAAGCGUGCGCAGGUCAAGGACCCCAACGCCCCUAAACGAUCGCUGUCAGCGUUCUUCUGGUUCUGUAACCAUGAACGUUCAAAGGUGAAAGCCAUCAAUCCGGAGUACACGAUGGGAGACAUCGCCAAGGAGCUCGGCAAGCGCUGGGCGGCCGCCGACCCCGACACCAAGUCCAAGUACGAGGCGCUCAGCGAGCAGGACAAGGCGAGGUACGACAGGGAGAUGACAGCAUACAAAAAAGGACCGCUGGCAUUAGUUCAGCAACAGCAGCAGCAGCCCGAACCGGAGGAGGAAGUCGGUGACUUUGAAGCCGAUGAUGAGUACAAAUAAAUAAGAUAUUGUUGUUGUAUGUAAAACACCCUGUUAUAUUUAGAAAUCAUGUGACAGGACCAAGCGAAAGUCUGCUGGACUAAAUAUAUAAAGCGGAGUUUAUGUUAAGUUGUCCUCUUGUUAUAUUUCUGGUAUCACUACUACUGUAAGUUUGUCUGUCAUAUAUGAUUACGGGACAGGUUUCAUCACAGAUAAAAUUACAUUAGCUUUUUUUUUUUUUUUGAAAUACGGGUCCACCUGUUUUAAUUUUAGAACUGACGAAAUUCCUAAUUUAAAAUAAUAAAUUAACUGAUAAAUUGUUUUAGAUUUAUAUUUUAAGGGCGAUAGCAGGUGAUGCCCAAGUAUUAUUAUAUCUUUUUUUUUUUUUUUUAAAUAUUGUAACCUCUAACGUUUUAUUGGUUUUGAGUUUGAAUGAAAGAACUCGAAUAAUAAUUACAGAUCUGAUUUCUUUAAAAUGUAAAGAUUUUUUGUUGGAAUAGUUGUACUCUGUCGGAAAUUAUAUGGUUGUGCCGAAUUUUAAACGGAUAAUUUCUAUGUUUUGUUUAUUAUUACGUCACAAUUAGGAUUUUAUAGUGGCUGUAUGAUAUCACACUUCUUAAUUUCGAAGAGUGGCUUUAUAAGUCUAAUAAAAAUGUAUUUUUCUAUUAAUAUGCUGUUAUUAUUAAAUGUAUUUUUUAUAAUUUUCUAAUAUCAAAUUUUCAUUAUAAAUCUAUAAAGCUAGUGGUAAGCUAGCCCUGGGUUAUAGUUUUGGCCCUUGACGAGGUUAUUAUUAUUAGAGUACAAUAGUUGACACAUUACAAUGCAUGCUCAUCAUUAGCUAUCUAUUAGUGUUUUUUCAUAUGAAAUUCACAUCUUACCAAUCAAUUAAAAUGCUUAAUUAAAGUAUAGAUAUUUUGCUGUCGAAUACAUAACAUUCGUUUUUUUUUAUGGACACAAUACGACCAUUUUUUUGUUAAUAAACAUAAAGUUCUUAUAAAAUAAAUAAUAAUUAUUAAAAAAAUGUAAGUACCAAGUGUGAUAUGAUAUAGAAACUUAAAAUUUAUGAUUUCAUUCUAUGAUUUUCUUUUGAAAUAUCCAAUAACAUUUUAAAAGUUGAUAUAACCUUGAAGUAUUGUGGUGUUACCAUCCUUUAAGUGUAAUAAAGUGAUGUUGCCUUAUAUUUUCGUCGUGGCAAUACAUAGUUUUAGUCCGAUCAAAGUGUUAGUCAUUUGAGGUUAUUUAAGUAAAUUAUAAGCAAUUCUCAAGUGAAAAAAAAAACAAUAUUACGUAAGGAAAGCACGAGUGAACAGUAAUUUGUAACAUGUAUCUUUAAAUUGUAAAUAGUUAAUUUGUUAGUUACAUAGGAAAAUUACAUUUCUUUAUAUUUUUAGAUUGUUAUGGUUAAAAUUUUUAAUUUGUUUGAAUAAAAAAAAAAAGUAUAAAUAUCACAUAUAGGAGAUUUAUAAAGCGAUGUUUAUUUUUUAACGAAAUUCAUUUAAUGUAUUGAUAAUGAUGUUUGUGUUAUAUGAAAUAAAAAAAAAAAAUUAUAAAAUUAAAUAAACAAGUGUACAUAAAGAACUGCAAGAACGUGAUAGUACUUAAAUUUUAAGCGUAACUGAUUAAAUUAAUGUAUAUAUAGCUGUAAACGUACCUCAGGACACGUCUUACCAUAUUAUUAAUUUGAUUGUUAUUUAUUUGUCGCAUCUGCGUUACCAUAGAGGCGGUAGGGUAGGGCACGAAAUUACA
Nymphalis io (European peacock) is the source of this 3539-nucleotide messenger RNA. It is a transcript of the gene Dsp1, whose product is annotated as high mobility group protein DSP1. Gene Ontology annotation, molecular function: DNA binding, bending. The transcript is spliced from 6 exons. Bases 333 to 1814 code for a protein of 493 amino acids. The record is from RefSeq and is a predicted model, not a curated record. NCBI's taxonomy places the organism in Eukaryota, Metazoa, Arthropoda, Insecta, Lepidoptera, Nymphalidae. Gene Ontology annotation, biological process: regulation of transcription by RNA polymerase II.